Danio aesculapii is the source of this 7250-nucleotide messenger RNA. It is a transcript of the gene purbb, whose product is annotated as purine-rich element binding protein Bb. The coding region runs from base 44 to 940 and encodes 298 amino acids. The record is from RefSeq and is a predicted model, not a curated record. Gene Ontology annotation, molecular function: RNA polymerase II transcription regulatory region sequence-specific DNA binding; purine-rich negative regulatory element binding; DNA-binding transcription factor activity, RNA polymerase II-specific. The transcript has a single exon. Gene Ontology annotation, cellular component: nucleus. Gene Ontology annotation, biological process: regulation of transcription by RNA polymerase II. Lineage: Eukaryota; Metazoa; Chordata; Actinopteri; Cypriniformes; Danionidae.
CGCGCUGGUGUGUGUGAGGGAGAAGCUGCUGGAGGUGCUGAAGAUGGCGGAUGGAGACAGCGGGAGCGAGCGCGGCGGCAGCAGCAGUGGCGGCCUCCAGCACUUCCAGCGGGAGCAGGAGACGCAGGAGCUGGCCUCCAAGCGCCUGGACAUCCAGAACAAGCGCUUCUACCUGGACGUCAAGCAGAACGCGAAGGGCCGCUUCAUUAAGAUAGCGGAGGUGGGCGCCGGGGGCUCCAAGAGCCGCCUGACUCUCUCCAUGUCCGUGGCGGCGGAGUUCCGCGACUACCUCGGGGAUUUCAUCGAGCACUACGCCCAGCUGGGGCCCAGCAGCCCGGAGCAGAUCGCGCAGUCCUCCGGGGGGGAUGAUGGAGGACCGCGCCGGGCGCUGAAGAGCGAGUUUUUGGUGCGAGAGAACCGCAAAUACUACCUCGACCUGAAGGAGAACCAGCGCGGGAGGUUCCUGCGCAUCCGCCAGACCGUCAACCGUGGACCGGGCUUCGGCGUCGGCGGGGGAGGCGGGCCGGGAGGCGGCGUGCAGGCCGGACAGACCAUCGCGCUGCCGGCGCAAGGAUUAAUCGAGUUCCGGGACGCGCUCGCGAAACUGAUCGACGACUACGGCGGAGAAGACGAAGAGCUGAGCGGGGGUCCCGGAGCCGCGGGGGGCUACGGGGAGCUCCCGGAGGGCACCUCCAUCAUGGUGGACUCCAAGCGCUUCUUCUUCGACGUGGGCUCCAACAAAUACGGUGUGUUCCUGCGGGUCAGCGAGGUCAAGCCCAGCUACAGGAACUCCAUCACCAUCCCGUUCAAGGCCUGGGGGAAGUUUGGAGGAGCCUUCAGCCGCUACGCCGAGGAGAUGAAGGAGAUCCAGGAGCGACAUCGCGAUAAGAUGUACGAGCGCAGAGAGGAGUCCGAAGGAGAGGAUGUGGACGACGACUGACCGGAUGAGCGGAACAACAAGUGCAUGAACUCCAAUAGCCUACUAAAAUAUUGAUGGGACAGAAAAGUAGAUCUGUGAAGUCUCUGUGGUGAGGGUUUGGGGAGGGGGGGUCUGUGUUGGAGCCCUGAGGAUGGGGUCUGAUUUAUUCCUGAUGCUGCCCGGCCCUGUCAAACCAGCAAGUUUAAUUGUCUUUCCUCACAAUUAAACCUUUGUUACAUCCGGCUGCUGAAUUUCUACAAGCGGAACAUGUGUGAUCGAACCAGGCGACGAUAAGGGUGCAUUACUGUCCAACAUGUGUUUUCACAGGGGAGAUGUGUAGUAUAUAUAUUAUAUAUAGCGUCACUGGUCUUCAUGGUGUGUAGGCAGCAUGGGACUUAAGCAACCAAAAGUUGUGUGUGUGUGUGUGUGUGUUCAGAUUAUUUUAUAGUAGAUGUUCCCUAAGUUAUUCUGUUUGGGUUUGCGUUCACGCAUCGACACACGACUUUGAAUGAGUGAUGGUUUUGGUUUGACCGCUGGUUUUGUGUUGAUGGAGAUUUUUAAAACACCAGUUCCUAAAAGAGGCGUUAGCUAUUUGAUGGAAAUAAUAAUUGAUAUUAUGGACCGUGAGAUAUUUUGGUUUUGGGGUCAAAUAUGACAAGCUUUGUCUGUUUUUUGUUUUGACUUGGGUCCAAGUCUCCUCUGAAUAUUGAUGUGUGAUAUUAGUUAUUAUAGAGGACAGAGCUUUGCGGGUGAGUGUAUUUUCACUCCAUCCCCUUCUGUGUUGUGUUUUUUUAAUGUAAGAUCAUUCUUUAUGAGAGAAUAAGUAAAUAAACCAGCAUAUUUUUGAAUACACAAAGUACAAAUUAUAUAUAAACUACGGAAUUAUUAAAGCUUGAGAAGCUAAUUUUGUAAAAAAGUAAAGCUGGGAUUUGAAGAUCGUCCAGUGUAUUUGUUUUGUGAAAGAGUAUAGCAUCAUAUAUGAGAUUACCCCCCCAAUCUCCUCCCGCAAUCCUUUGAUUUUACAGCACGCACCUCAUUAUGUUUUCUUUAUAUGUGAUUAAUAUGGACGGCUGAAGGGGACACGAUUCAGAAUACAUCAAAUUACAUUAAUUUGGAUCUACAGUUUGACCAUAUCAAUGCAUCAACCAGCACAACAGCCAAUCAGAUUGCUGUAUUUGAGCAUAUUUGCAUAUGCAUAUGAGCAGAUACAGUGUUUAAUCAGACUGAUGUCCACAUACGCAGUCAUAAAAACUGCUGUCAAACUGUUUUCAAAUAAAACACGUGCAGACACAUCUGGCCUUCCAUAAAUACCAUACAUCUUGCGAGUCCCAUUUCUGCGCAUGGCCGUCCCACGUUUGCCUUUUAAUUUAAUUUAUUGCUUUAGUAUCUCCAGCUAUAUAUAUUAUCGCCAUUUUAUUGUUUAGCCUGUCACCAAAACAGAACUAUUCUAAGAAUAAGCGAGUAGACCAGUGGGUUAUGAUGGAGAAAGAUUGAUAACGUUGAGAAUUUUUCAUCCAUGCACUUUAGCAAUUACAGAAACUGCGAUAAACUGGUGUCCAUGAGGAAAAACAAGCUUAUAUUCAUGUUUGAGAGCAGCAGCCUCCUUUGGGUUUCUAUAUUGUUAAAGAGACAGUUCACCAAGAAAUAUUCAUCAAGUUCUUUUAUUUCCUGCUGACCACAAAUCAAGAUGAGAAUAACAUUAUAAACCGGUAGCCAUUGACUACUAUAGUAGGGAAAAUACGACUAUUAAAGUCAAUUGCUACUGGAUUUUUUCUGAAUAUCUUGAUUUGUUUCCGACAGAAGGAAAACUCAAAUAAGUAGAGAGUAAUUCAAUUAUUUUCUAGUGUGAACUGGCCCUUUAAGUGUUGAAUAGCAGCUAAAAGGCAUUAGCAUGGAGUCUGUUCUGUGAUGAAAUAUCAGCGACUGGUAUCCAGAAUGGCUGCAGGAUGCCAAUCUCUGCACUUCCAGGCCUGCAGCAGCUGUUUCUCCUCAACAGCGAGCUGACUUCGCAGGCCGGCUAUUUUAAUGCGAGGUGUGUGAGCAUUCCUGCGCUGCCGGCUGCAGAUUCAGCUGUGCUGUGUUGAGGCACAAGAGGCUGAUUGUUGGGCCGUCCGCAUGCCUCUGAAAGCACGAUUACAUCAGCAGACUGCGUUUACUGCACGUGACAGUAGCGUAUGCUGGAGAAAACCCUGUCGUUUGAUGCAUUUCCGGCCAGUAACCCUAAAAUACACCCUGAGUUGGAGGGCUGAGAUGAUCAAUUGUUGCAUUGCGAUUCCUGAGAUUUUCUGAAUGCAUCGCACUGCAAUCGAUUCUGGGUUUAGCUUUAACAGCAGAUGACUCUGUAGGUUGUGUUUUGAACAGCAGAUGGCGCUCUAGGCUAGUUUUUGCCAGCAAAUGGUGCUAGAGUUUAACAGCAGACAGUGCUCUAGGCUAGCGUUUAAGAACAGACGACGCUCUAGGUUAGUUAUUACCUACAUAUGGCGCUAGUUUUAAACAGCAGACGGCGCUCUAGGCUAGUGUUUAACAAUUGACGGCGCUCUAGCCUAGUGUUUAACAACAGACGACGCUUUAGGUUAGUUGUUACCUACAUAUGGCGCUAGUUUUAAACAGCAGACGGCGGUCUAGGCUAGUGUUUAACAGCAAAUGGCGUGCUAGGCUAGUAUUUAACAGCAGACGGUGCUCUAUGCUAAUGUUUAACAACAGACGAUGCUUUAGGUUAGUUAUUACCUGCAUAUGGCGCUAGUUUUAAACAGCAGACGGCACUCUAGGCUAGUGUUUACCAGAAGAUGGCGCUAGUUUUAAACAGCAGACGGCACUCUAGGCUAGUGUUUACCAGAAGAUGGCGCUAGUUUUAAACAGCAGAUGGUGCUCUAGGCUAGUGUUUAACAGCAAACGGCGCUCUAGGCUAGUGUUUACCAGAAGAUGGCGCUAGUUUUAAACAGCAGACGGCACUCUAGGCUAGUGUUUACCAGAAGAUGGCGCUAGUUUUAAACAGCAGACGGCACUCUAGGCUAGUGUUUACCAGAAGAUGGCGCUAGUUUUAAACAGCAGAUGGUGCUCUAGGCUAGUGUUUAACAGCAGACGGUGCUCUAGGCUAGUCUUUAAACAGCAGAUGGUGCUCUAGGCUAGUGUUUAACAGUAAACGGUGCUCUAGGCUAGAGUUUAACAGCAGAUGGCGCUCUAGGCUAGUGUUUUAAUUGCGGAUGGUGCUCUAUGCUAGUGUUUAACAGCAGACGACGCUAUUUUUUUAACAGCAAACUGUGCUCUAUGCCAGUGUUUAACAACAGACAGCGCUCUAGGCUAGUUUUUACCAGCAGAUGGCGCUCUAGGCUAGUGUUUAACAGUAAAUGGUGCUCUAGGCUAGUUUUUACCAGCAGACGACACUCUGGGCUAGUUUUUUGGGCACUUUAGACUAGUCAUGUACUUUAAGUGGUCAGAUGUACUUGCUUUUUUAACUUUACUGGUGAUUACAUAAGAAAUAAUUGACUUAUUCUGGUUGAAUUAUUGCAAGAUAAUGCUUUGUUUUCCAAUAAUUAAUAGUGGAUUAUUGCGCUUCUCUGCUAAAUCCACUGUUCAGAUGUUGUAUACGAGACAUUUGUCAGGUUUCUAGUGUCCUCCAAAGCCUUCUGCUGUGUUUUGAUGUGAUUUUUGACUGUUGUAGCUGUGAAAUCACUGAAAUCAUGCAGCGUCUUGAUAUGGAGCUGUAAACCUGCCGGAACUACUUCAGCUAUGCGUUUAUCUCAAUAUAAUGGCACACCUUAGAGUGCUUCUCAGCCAAUCAGAAUCCAGCGUUCAGCAGACCUGUAGUAUAUAGUGUACAGCUCGAUCUGCUGGUUAUAACUAAGCUCAGAAUCGCAAUGCAUUGAGCAAAGCGCGUCGCUGCUGCAGCUGUUAGCGUUUCUCCACCUGUUCUGCUAAACAUUUGCUGCUCCGCUAAACUGAGCGUGUGUUGGGGACUCCAGGGAGGCUAAGCUGCUCUCUAUACAGUGUUUUCAGAUCAUGUGUGUGUGUUCAUUCUGAUUGUACGAGUCUUCAGGACUAACACUGAAUGUGUCUCGGUGAAGAGGGUUUGUUUGAGAAAGGCAAAUGACCGACUAAUAAGCCAUUUAGAUGUGUUUCUCUCUUCACUUAGAGGUUUGCACAGGGGUCAAAGAUGGAAACGGGUUUUCCAGCAUCAACAUUAAAUCUUUUAUUUAUUUAUUAGCAGAAUUGUCAUUACUAAUAUGCCACUGAGCGCAACAAUACAUGACCCAACACACUGUAUGGGUCAAAAUGAUUAGAUUUGUUUUAUUUUAAUUCCACAAACUAUUUAAAUAUUUAGUAAAGAUCAUGGUCCAGGAAGACAUUUAGUAGAUUUUCUACUGUAAAUACAUCAAAAUGUCAUGUUUGAUUAGUAAUAUGCAUUGCUAAACACUUCAUCUGCACAACUUAACUAUUUUCUCAAGAACUCUCAGAUUAGAUUAUUAAUUUCUCUGACAAAUAUUGUCAAUAAUAAACCAUCAGUGGACAGCUUAUUUACUUUAUUUGACUGUGUUUGCGGUCACAUAUGUUAAAACAGGACUCAUUUAAUGACAUAUUAUAUUAACAUAAUUUACAGGUCACCAAAAACCUCAAACUUGAAGAAAAUUGUUGUAUUAAAUGCAAACUAAUUUAUCUGAUCACUUAUUAUUCAAUGUAUUUAAACAAGUCCAGCUCUGUUUAACAAUUAUGAUACUGAAUGACUGAUCUCAUGCACAUAUUUUCACAAAACACAGCCAUUUCAUGUCAGGUUGUGUGUGUGAAAUCACUUUAGUUUAUUGUAUUUGGUGCAGAAACCAUCUUUGACCCUCCUGCAUUAAAUCCCUCUCGGCUGCUAAACGUCAAAUGAAAAUCGCAGCACUUUUUAUUUCAUUUUUAUCCAUUAAACACAUUGAAUGGGGCACAAAUCUCUUGCAAAACACCAGAAAUGGACUUUCUUUCGACUGAACUUGGCUGUGGCUAUUUUAGAUGUAUUAUUAAUAUAUAUAUAUAUAUAUAUAUACAGUUGAAGACAUUAAUAUUAUUGUUAUUGUUCAGAUAUUUCCCAAAUUACAUUUAACAGCAGUAUUUCAUGUUAUAUUUUGCAUCUGGGGGAAAAUAGAUUUAUUUCUUUCAGGUUUGGUUGGAAUAAAAGCCAUUUAAACUCAUUUUUAAGGUCAAUAUUAUUAGUCCCCUUAAAUAUAUUUAUAUAUUAGAUUGUCUACAGCAGUGUUUCCCAACCCUGUUCCUGAAGGCACACCAACAGUACACAUUUUCAACCUCUCCCUAAUCUAACACACCUGAAUCAACUUAUCAUAACAUCAGAAGAGACAGAAAAGGGAGACACCCAAAAUAUGUAGUGUUGGUGUGCCUCCAGGAACAGGGUUGGGAAACACUGGUCUACAGAACAAAACACAGUUGUUAAAUUACCCUAAUUAACCUAGUGAAGCCUUUAAAUGUCACUUUAAGCUGAAUACUAGUGUCUUAAAGAAUAUCUAGUCUAAUAUUAUUUACUGUCAUCAUCGUGAAGAUAAAAUAAAUCAGUUAUUAGAGAUGAGUUAUUAAAAUAAAGUGUUUAAAAUGCUUAAACCUGUUAAAGCUCUUGGGAAAUGUUUGAUAUUUAAUAUGAUAUUGCCUUCAGCUGUCUAUAUAUGUAUAUAUGAGAGUAUAUUUGUGUUUUGUUUUCGCCUUAUUGUCACUUAAAAAUGUAAAACUUAAAAAAAAAGCAAGCAAGCAUUAGGGACAGGAAGCAAUACUCAUCCAGAGGGGCGGGAUAAUGAGCUCAUUUCCUGUCAGGCUCUUCACUAUUGGCAGAUUGGUCUUCCUGUUUGCUGUGGUGUGGAUUUGUGCAGUUGUGUGGGGCGUUUCAGAUCAACAAUACCUCUGUACAGACCGGCGAACUUCUACAAGAAUGUUCACCCGAGCUCUUAACAGCAUCCAUGUGUGUGUGUGUGUGUAUAUGUGUGUGUAAUCGUACGCACAACAGCAACAAUCCGGUAGCUAUAUUUUGUUCAGUGUAUGAUAUGUGUCCGGCAGAGGUGUCAGAAUGCCCUUUAAACUCAGGUUCUUGGCGUUCUCGGUAUACAUUAAUAUCUAUAUAUUUGCUCCUUUUUCUGUGUGUUACUUGACUGAGCGCUCAGCUGUCAAGAGCUCAGGUUUCAGAUACUCUGCCUGUCUCCGCCCACACACUCUCUGGACUGCCAAUCAGAACGGCAGCCUGCCAUCGCUAAACCCCUCCCCCUUUUUUUCUCUUGGAGAUUUACAAGUCUAUAUUUAGAAAAUGCUAUGUAUGUUUGUAACAGAAUAAAGGACAUUAUAAAUGAUGGAAAGCAAA